Sciurus carolinensis (gray squirrel) is the source of this 6093-nucleotide messenger RNA. It is a transcript of the gene Ciita, whose product is annotated as class II major histocompatibility complex transactivator. Gene Ontology annotation, biological process: positive regulation of MHC class II biosynthetic process; inflammatory response; positive regulation of transcription by RNA polymerase II. The transcript is spliced from 20 exons. The record is from RefSeq and is a predicted model, not a curated record. Lineage: Eukaryota; Metazoa; Chordata; Mammalia; Rodentia; Sciuridae. Gene Ontology annotation, molecular function: ATP binding; protein binding. The coding region runs from base 60 to 3641 and encodes 1193 amino acids.
GCGGGGCGUGUGGGGCUCCCAGGCUCUGGCCCAGGCAGCUGUGCAGCCCGGGCGCUGCCAUGGACCACUUCCAGGCCAUCCUGGCUCAGGUGCGGACCCUGCUCUCCAGCCACCAGCCGAGGCGCGUGCGGGCCCUCCUGGAUGUGCUGCGCGAGGAGGAGCUGCUCUCCAGGGAGUACCACGGCGCCCUGCUCCUCGAGCCCGACGGCGAGGCUCUGGCCCGGAAGAUCUCCCUGACGCUGCUGGGGAAAGGAGACCUGCACCUGGCCCUCCUGGGGGGCGCUGAGAGGGACCAUGGCGGCACUGGGCAGUGCGCCGCCAUGGACCUGGGGCCCCUGGAAGGCAGCUACCUGGAGCUCCUGCACAGCAGCGCCGACCCCCUGCACCUCUACCACUUCUACGACCAGAUGGACCUGGCGGGGGAGGAGGAGAUCGAGCCCUGCUCAGAACCCGACACGGACAACAUCAACUGCGACCAGUUCAGCAGGCUGUUGUGUGACAUAGAGGGAGACGAGGAGACCAGAGAGGCGUAUGCCAACAUCGCGGAACUGGACCAGUACGUGUUCCAGGACUCACAGCUGGAGGGCCUGAGCAGGGACAUUUUCAUGGAGCACAUAGGAUCGGACGGGGUGCUCGGCGAGGGCCUGGAGGUGCCAGCAGAUGCAGAGCAGAGGAGCCAGAAAAGACCUUUCUCAGAGGAGCAUCCCACAGACCUGAAGCACAGGAAGCUAGCCGAGGUCCCUGCUGUGCCCAUAGUGACUGGCAGUUUCCUGGUGGGACCAGCAAGCAACCCCCCGACCCUGCCCAGCCUGCCAGCUGCUCUGUUCCACCAGGAGCCAGCACCUAGCCAGAGCCACCCAGAGAAGGCUGUUCCGCUGCCCGAGCCUUCCUCGGGGGCGGCGGUGAGCCGCCUGCACCUUCCUGCUGGGCCCAUCCAGAUUGUCUCCGUGCUGCCUGCUCUGCCCCAGGGACUCUGGCACAUCUCAGGGCCCAGCACAGGUCUCUCCAGUGUAUUCAUCUGCCACGGUGAGAUGUCCCCGACCAGCCAAGCACUACCUUCCAGCGGCCCUGCCAUCCACGGCCUCCUGAAGUCCCCCGCCCGGCCGGGCUCCACCAGCCCCUUCGCUCCGUCUGCAGCUGACCUGCCCAGCAUGCCUGAAUCAGCCCUGACCUCCCGUGCACCUGGGACGGAGGACAAAGGAUCCCCAGGCCAGACAGCCCCAGAGGUCUCCAGCAAGCUUCCAAAAUGGCCUGAGGCGGUGCAGCGGUUCUGCAGCUGGCUGCGGGACAGGUACAGGGCCGAGCCCGCAGGCCCGGACGGCAUCAUGGUGGAGGUGGAUCUGGUGAGCGCCAGGUUGGAGAAGGGCAGCAACAAGAGCCAGGAGAGGGAGCUGGCCACCCCGGACUGGGCAGAGCGGCAGCCGGCCCGCGGGGGUCUGGCCGAGGUGUUGCGGACUGCCAGCGACGGCCGACGGCCUCGGGAAACUCAAGUGAUCGCCGUGCUGGGCAAGGCGGGGCAGGGGAAGAGCCACUGGGCGCGGGCCGUGAGCCGGGCCUGGGCCCGCGGCCAGCUUCCACAGUACGACUUCGUCUUCUGCGUCCCCUGCCGCUGCCUGGACCGCCCUGGGGACGCCUUCCACCUGCGGGACCUGCUGUGCUCCCUGGGCCCGCAGCCGCUGGCCGUGGACGACGUGGUCUUCAGGCACAUCCUAAGGAGGCCCGACCGCGUGCUGCUCACCCUGGACGCCUUUGAGGAGCUCGAGGCCCACGAUGGCUUCCUGCACGGCAGCGGCGGACAGGCACCUGCAGAGCGCGGGUCCCUCAGAGGGCUGCUGGCCGCGGUCUUCCAGCGGAAGCUUCUGCGAGGCUGCACCCUGCUCCUCACGGCCCGGCCCCGCGGCCGCCUGGCCCAGAUCCUGAGCAAGGCCGACGCGCUGUUCGAGGUGGCUGGCUUCUCGGCUGAGCAGACCCAGGCUUACGUGAGGCGCUACUUUGAGAACUCAGAGGUGACGGACCACCCAGAGAGGGCCCUGGCCCUCCUCCGGGACCGGCCCUUCCUCCUCAGUCACAGCCACAGCCCCGCCAUCUGCAGGGCAGUGUGCCAGCUCUCCGAGGCCCUGCUGGAGCUGGGGGACCAGGCCGAGCUGCCCUCCACGCUCACGGGACUCUAUGUUGGCCUGCUGGGCCCUGUGGCCCGGGGCAGCCCCCCGGGGGCCCUGGCAGGACUGGCCAAGCUGGCCUGGGAGAUGGGCCGCGCCCACCAGGGCACUGUGCGGGAGGGCCAGCUCCCAUCCCAGGAGGCCAGGGCCUGGGCUGUGGCCGGAGGCUUGGUGCGGCCAGUCCCGGGGGCUGCCGAGGCGGAGCUGGCCUUCUCCAGCUUCCUCCUCCAGUGCUUCCUGGGGGCCCUGUGGCUGGCCCUGAGCAGCGACAUCAAGGACAAGGAGCUGCCGCAGUAUUUGGCAUUGACCCCGAGGAAGAAGAGGCCCUAUGACAACUGGCUGGAGGCCGUGCCCCGCUUUCUGGCCGGACUGGUUUUUCAGCCUCGCGACGGCUGCCUGGGAGCCCUGGUGGCGCCCGCCGAGGCCUCCUCUGCAGACCGGAAGCAGAGGGCGCUGGCCAGGUACCUGAAGCGGCUGCAGCCCGGCGCGCUGCGGGCCAGGCGGCUGCUGGAGCUGCUGCACUGUGCGUGGGAGGCCCAGGAGGCCGGCAUCUGGCAGCACGUGGUGCGGGAGCUCCCGGCGCGCCUCUCCUUCCUGGGCACACGGCUCUCGCCUCCCGACGCGCACGUGCUGGGCGAGGCCCUGAGCGCGGCCUGCCGGGACUUCACCCUGGACCUACGUGGAACGGGCAUCGACCCCUCCGGCCUGGAGAGCCUCGUGGGACUCGGCUCUGUCACCCGUUUCAGGGCCGCCUUGAGCGAUACAAUGGGGCUGUGGGAGUCCCUGCAGCAGCGUGGGGAGACCCAGCUACUCCAGGCAACUGAGGAGAAGUUCACCAUUGAGCCAUUUAAGGCCAAGUCCUUGAAGGAUGUGGAAGAUCUGGGCAACCUGGUGCAGACCCAGAGGCUGAGAAGUUCCUCUGAAGAUGCCCCGGGGGCCCUGCCUGCUGUCCGGGACCUGAAGAAGCUGGAGUUUGCGUUGGGCCCCCUCUUGGGCCCCCAGGCUUUUCCCAAACUGGCAAAGAUUCUUCCUGCCUUUUCGUCCCUUCAGCACCUGGACCUGGACUCGCUGAGCGAGAACAAGAUCGGGGACCAGGGGGUCGCGCAGCUCGCCGCCGUCUUCCCUCAGCUGAAGGCCCUGGAGACGCUCAACCUGUCCCAGAACAGCAUCACCGACGUGGGGGCCUGCCAGCUGGCCGAGGCCCUGCCCUCACUCGCUGCGUCCCUCCUCAGGCUCAGCUUGUACAAUAACUCUAUCUGCGACCUGGGAGCCGAGAGCCUGGCGCGGGUGCUUCCGGACAUGGUGUCCCUGAGGGUCCUGGAUGUCCAGUAUAACAAGUUCACAACUGUGGGUGCCCAGCAGCUGGCCUCCAGCCUGAGGAAGUGCCCCCACGUGGAGACACUGGCAAUGUGGACACCCACGAUCCCCUUUGGUGUCCAGGAACACCUGCAGCAACUGGACUCCCGGAUCAGCCUGAGAUGACCCUGGCUGUGCUCUGGGCCAGCGCACACUCCGGGACACUGAUCGCACUGGACCUUGAACUGGGUACUGUGGACAGAGCUCUUCUCCAGGCCAUUCCAUGAGCCUCAGCAUCCUGGCACCCGGUUCCUGCUGGCUCAGGACUGGCCCCAUCCGGCCCUUGAAUGAACCCACCUUUGCGGCAGAUCCAGGCCCCGCCCCUUGCUCCUUUAGGGCCCAGUACAUGCCAGCCAUGUUCAGCUGCUCCCAGCCUGGCAGACAGGCAGGCGCCUGGAGGCAGCCACGGCCACCCAGGAGGCCUGAGCCGCACCUGCAGACUGCUGGACAGUCGUGGCCAGGCCAGGGUCAAGGGUGAGGCAGCCUCGUGUCUGCCUGCCUGGUGAGAGGGCACUCCUGCUGCUCUCCGCAGUACCCCCGCGGCCACUUGGCACUGUGAAGAUACCAGUGGGCCACCCGGCCUGCUAAUGCCCCCGACUGAGGCAGGGGCCCUGUGGCAGCGGCUCUCGGUCUGUGGUACUCGCUGUUUGCACUGACUUUUGGCCAAGGCCAAAGCUAGGCCUGGCCAGAACACUGGAGUUCAGCCGGCACUAAGGGAGGGAGGCCGCCCGGAGCCCCGCCUCCGCUUCCUCCCCGCGGCUUCCUUUCCACUACACGAUAAACGUGCCCCGCCGUCUCACUGGCUGGUCCAGGGUUUGGGUCCAGGAUUUCCAUCUGGAGUAUCUGCCGCUCUCGUCACCUGAGACACAGUGGCUUAAAUGAGCACGCACACUCAUUUGGGCAGGACUUGGCAGGGACAGCCCACCUGUCUCCCUUGGCAUCAGCUGGGAAAGCUUGAAGACUGGGCAGGGGUGGCCUGAGGGGCCCUUCACCUGUGUGCCUGGCAUGUGAUACAAGCUGGCCAGGACGGGGGACCUCUCCACAGGGCGAGUUUGGGCUUCCUCAUAGCUGGUGGCUGGGCAUCAGGGUGGUCACCCAGAUGGAGAGAAAAGGCAGUGACCGAGGACAGGGAAAGGGAGGGAGAGUGCCCCGGGACCAGGCGGUGUCCUCAGCACCUAGCAGGAGGCACAGGGCCCUGUGUCAGCCAGCCAGCGGGACAGGGCUGCCUCUCUGCUGCCCACCCACCCGCAUCCUGCCUUCUCUGCAGGGCUUGUCUCUGUGGCUUCCCGAGGUUCAGGGAAACUCAAUAUUCCAGGCCGCCAAGGUUGCAGCACUGGCAUCGUCUGCUCCGCUAAAGGGCGCACUCUCCUCGGCCCCUGCCCCCGCCCUGCCGCUCUGUCCCAGGGCCUUCCUUAGCCAGGCUGGAUCCCUGCCUUGGCGGCAGCAGGCCCAGAAGAGACUGGCAGGGCUGCUGUGUUUCGCUGUGGCGUGGUCUGCCCGCAGGGACAGCUGGCCUUCUCCUGGCGGCAGUGGAAGCAGAUCGUUCAGCUGCAGCAUGCCAGCCCGAGGCCCACAGGGUCAGCCUGUUCCCAAACUCUGCUCCUCUUCCCAGCAAGUGGGGGCUGGGGUCGGGAGGGGCCAAGGGACACAGUAAGUCCUGGAUAAACCUUAGAGACUGUGAUUACUGUGUGCCAGGUGCCAGACUAAGCCCUUCCUACCCUAAAGGGAUGGAAGCACAGACUCUAGAGCUAGAGGCCUAGCCUCCACGUCUGGCUCACCACUUAUGCAAGGGCCUUCUCUGUGCCUCAGUCUCCUUGUUUGUGACAUGGACAGAGUCACACCUCUGGGUCACAUGGCGAUUCGACGAGUGAAGAUUUAAGAAAGAGCCUGGCACACAGUUCCCAGGGUCGGCUGUGUGUUUCACUCUUGCCUCUGCCUGGAAUGUUCUUCCCAGAGCUUCUCAUCCUUGAGUACUCAAAGGGCAGCCCACCAGGAAGGCCGACAAGCCUCCCUCCCCGCCUGUCACUAUUUUACCCUUUUUGUACUUAUUUCUGUUGUCUGCUCUUGUCCUAGGGUGUGACCCCAGAAGGGCAGGGAACUUGGCUUUGUUCACUGCUGUGCCCUCUGCACCCCACAGGGUGCCUGUGGGGUGGAUGGAUCAUUUCCAGCACAACUCUGCUUUAUUCUUUCUACAACGAUACACUGAGGGUACAAUGGUGAAUAAGGGCUCGAGUUUCCUACCCUGGUGGCUCUCACAUUUUAGCAAAAUUUAAAGGGCUGCAGGGUGAUUGGGCAGUCUGUGCACUGCACAAAAUCACCUGGGCUGGUGGUAACGAGGGGCUUCACACUCGUCAGGGCUUUGCUUACCAAUCUCCACGUCCUGGCGUGGGGCUGCAUCAGCCCAGGGAGCACUUUUUAUGAUUGACAUGAAGUCAUCAUGAGAGGUGGGUAUGUUAGCCAAGCAGGGUGGUGCAUGCCUGUAAUCCCAGUGGCUCAGGAGGCUGAGGCAGGAGGAUCCCAAGCUCAAAGCUAGUCUCAGGAACUUAGUAAGGCCCUAAGCAACUUAGUGAGACCCUGU